AUGCUCGCAGAGGCGCUCUCCAAGUUCGGUGCACCCUCACAUCGUGUUGAGGCGCAGCUCGUCGCAGUAUGCAAAAUUCUCGGGCUCAUAUGUACCUUCGUCCAUUUGCCCACCGUCAUCCUCUGCGAGUUCGGUGAUCACACAGGCCCACUGACCGAUAACCGUCGGUGCCACGUCGUCGACCGACGAGGCCAGCUCUCCCUCGGGGCUCUUCACGAAGUGCACCAAACCUACCGGAUGGUCGUCCACGACGAGAUCAGUGCGAAGACCGGCCUCACCCGCCUACGCAGUCUGAUGGACGCGAAGCCCAUAUACAACAUCUACUGGAGGGGUGCCUUUUCGGUCUUGCUGGCCAUCGUGAUCUGCCCCCUUGCGUUCGGCGGGUCGAUCAUCGACAUGUGGGUUGCCGGCGCAGGCGCAUUCUUGCUGUUCCUCGUCCAGAAUACGGUGUCGGCGAGGUGCGGGACGUUCUAUGCGAACGUUUGGAACAUCUUGGUUACUUGCACCAUCUCGUUCGUUGCUCGCGCUCUCAACGACAUCAGAGACGAGAUGUUCUGUUGGACAGCCAUCUCUUCCGCAGGUAUUGUUGGCAUCCUACCUGGGUUCCUGAUAUUGUCCAGCGCUCUAGAGCUUGGUACCAAGAACAUUGUCACCGGCAGCAUGCACAUGAUCUACGCGCUCAUCUGCACGCUGUUCUUGGGCUUUGGUCUGCAGUUCGGUUCUGACUUGUAUCUGUUCCUCAGCGUGAACGACAUCGUAAACGGAUGCUACCGCCCAGCCUCAUUCCCGUGGUACCAGCAGCCGUUUCCCUGGCAAACCGAGUUCAUCCUCGUUCCUGCGUUCGCGAUCCUGCUAUCUGUCGCGAACAUGCAGCCGUACUGGACAUGGGACUUCCCGGUCAUGAUCGUCAUUGCAAUCUGCUCCCAUCUCAUCUUCGGUCAUUCAGAUAUCGUCGCCUCCGUCGGAGCUUUCGCUGUUGGCAUUCUGGGGAAUAUAUAUUCCCGAGUAUGUGGCGGCACUGCGUUCACGGUCAUGGUGCCUGGUGUUCUGUUCCUCGUGCCGUCCGGUCUAUCCGAAGCCGGAGGUAUCGAUGCUGAGGGCCAUGGCAUUGCGCUUGGAUAUGCGAUGCUUCAAGUCACUGUUGGUAUUUCGGUUGGGCUGUUCAUGAGCUGCGCGAUUGUCUAUCUGUUCGGUAAACGCAAGAGCGGUGCCGUCUUCACCUUUUAA
This is a messenger RNA of Fomitopsis serialis, 1227 nucleotides long. RefSeq names its product DUF1212-domain-containing protein. The transcript has 7 exons. Gene Ontology annotation, molecular function: transmembrane transporter activity. The coding region runs from base 1 to 1227 and encodes 408 amino acids. Lineage: Eukaryota; Fungi; Basidiomycota; Agaricomycetes; Polyporales; Fomitopsidaceae. The record is from RefSeq and is a predicted model, not a curated record. Gene Ontology annotation, biological process: transmembrane transport.